GAAGAAAUACCGGUGUUUUUGUCAUUGAAUCGAUUAUAUUAUGAGCAUUAAGAUAUAUCUACCGUUCAACCAUUAUUACCUUAAGAAGCCCACGAAUUUGUAUGGUCAAGUGCAGAUAAAUGAAGAUAAUGUCGUAUCGUAUUACGUUCUGGAAGCAUCAGAUUUGGAGUUCAGUGAUAAGGCCAUACAUCAUGAAUCGGGCAAUAUGCGUUUCCUGGGCUCCAUUCUCAACGAGGAUUUCAAUGCAGAUCAAAACCAAUAUCUAAAGUUCAAUAUGCGACUGUGCUUCACAUACAAUAGCAGUCAGGCGAAUAUAACCCUGGUUUACCUCGGCAUUACACCCGAAUAUCUGAAGCACAUUAAAGUAAUCCUGUACGAUAAACAAAUGGUACGAAAUCUGUUCGUACCUGGGGAAUCUGUGAAUGGCCGAUCCUUAGAAUACAAUGAUAAUGAUAACAUUGAUUGCGACUUUUUGGAGCUCUCUAGACUGAAUCAACCCACUGUUGAGACCCCAAACAAUCCAAAGUAUAAUGCCAAAAAGAGUAUCCAAUAUGGGUUCACACUCAUUGCCGAUUCUCCAAUUAAGAUUUUUGAAUAUAUUGCUGAAAAUGUAUUUGUUAACAGCAUUAUGGUUCAUACAACUAUUUAUAAGCAUUUUAAAGAAUGGCAGACAGCAUGUGAUAAAGGAUCUCGACCGGCUAAUAUAUCACUUGAUAGAAUACUGGGGAUUAUAUUGAUGAUAAUACUAUUUUCCCUUGCAACACAGCCAGGUGAUUUUCUAAUACAAAUAUCUCAUUAUGUCAUUGACGAAUUGUACAGCCUGUUAAAAGUAUUAGAGGGCAGUCCCAUUGGCCUCAAGCUAAAUAUACAUUUAAAUAAUUUCUUUCUCGACUGCUUUAAAUAUCAUAUUGAGCUGUGGUCAACAUUUUUGGAUUUUAUUGAACCUUUAGUGCGACAAGUUUUUUUGGCCAUCGGAGUGAUUGGGUGCUUGGGUUUCACAUUCCAGAUAGCAUUACUAGUGGAUUUAAUAUCCAUUAUUGGGUUACAUUCGCAUUGCUUUUAUAUUUAUACCAAAGUCCUUUACAAUGUGGAAAGAAGAGGUCUUUCUGUUCUAUGGCAAGUGGUUCGAGGCAACCGUUACAAUAUUUUAAAAGGCCGCACAGAGUCCCAUAACUAUAUGAAUCGGCAAUUAUAUCUAGCAACAAUAUUCUUCUCGGCCAUUCUUUUUUUGUUUCCGACUACUCUUGUCUACUAUAUAGUUUUUGCUGCUCUAAAGGCGCUCACAUUUGCCACUCUUAGUAUAUUUGAUUUUUUGCGAAGAAAACUAAUCUAUCUCCCGAUUGAAGUCUAUAUAAAACGGGUUCUAAGAGGUUGUAAUGAUUUAGAAUCUAUUCAAAUCAAAGAUGUUUCACACCACGAAAACGCUUUUCUGUUGCACAAACAACAGAAAACCAACGUGACAGUGUAUAAAAUUACAACUUUUUAAUCCUAGCAAUAAAUAAACUACAAUAUAAGAUGUUUC
Molecule: messenger RNA, 1522 nt
Organism: Drosophila teissieri
Lineage: Eukaryota; Metazoa; Arthropoda; Insecta; Diptera; Drosophilidae
Gene: PIG-Q
Exons: 8
Coding region: 41-1486 (481 amino acids)
Biological process (GO): GPI anchor biosynthetic process
Cellular component (GO): endoplasmic reticulum; membrane
Source: RefSeq, a predicted model, not a curated record